Molecule: messenger RNA, 984 nt
Organism: Andrographis paniculata
Lineage: Eukaryota; Viridiplantae; Streptophyta; Magnoliopsida; Lamiales; Acanthaceae
Product: 60S ribosomal protein L10-like
Exons: 4
Coding region: 58-732 (224 amino acids)
Biological process (GO): ribosomal large subunit assembly; translation
Cellular component (GO): ribosome; cytosolic large ribosomal subunit
Molecular function (GO): structural constituent of ribosome
Source: RefSeq, a predicted model, not a curated record
UUCAUUUCCCUCUCAAUUUCGUCGGUCAGGCAGCGUGUGAACGGCAGAGAGCUCGCCAUGGGUAGAAGACCUGCAAGGUGCUACCGCCAAAUCAAGAACAAACCUUAUCCAAAAUCUAGGUACUGCCGUGGUGUGCCUGAUCCGAAGAUCAGAAUUUAUGACGUGGGAAUGAAAAAGAAGGGAGUAGACGAAUUUCCUUUCUGUGUGCACUUGGUCAGUUGGGAGAAAGAGAAUGUCUCAAGUGAGGCACUCGAGGCUGCCCGAAUUGCUUGCAACAAGUACAUGGCCAAGUUUGCUGGAAAGGAUGCUUUCCAUUUGAGAGUCCGAGUCCAUCCCUUCCAUGUUCUUCGUAUAAACAAGAUGUUGUCGUGUGCUGGAGCUGAUAGGCUCCAGACAGGCAUGAGGGGUGCUUUCGGAAAGCCUCAGGGUACAUGUGCGCGCGUCGCCAUAGGCCAGGUCCUCCUCUCCGUGCGCUGCAAAGAUGCCAACAGCCACCAUGCUCAGGAGGCUCUGCGCCGUGCCAAGUUCAAAUUCCCUGGCCGUCAAAAGAUCAUUGUUAGCCGGAAAUGGGGUUUCACCAAAUUCAGUCGCAAUGACUUCUUGAAGUGGAAAUCGGAGAACAGGAUUGUGCCUGAUGGUGUCAAUGCCAAGCUUUUGGGAUGUCACGGACGGCUGGCUAACCGUCGACCCGGGAGAGCUUUUUUGCUACCUCCAGGUACAACUGCUGCUUAAGAUAUGAUACCGUUUGCUACGUAGAUGAGAUGAAUUUGAUUGCUUUUAAGUGAAACAUUUCGUGUUAAUUACAAUGCCUUGGCUUGAAACCUUUCUUUGUAUCGUGUUAUAUAGAAGAAGAUGAAAGUUAUAUGUUCUUUUGAUGUAUGCUAAUGUUAAGUCACAUGUAAGUUGUCCCUCUAGAGUAUAUCUUGUUUAUAAAUCUUAUUUGACUUGUAUACAUUUAUCAAUAAAAAGAGUGUUAUAUGUUAA